Molecule: messenger RNA, 2611 nt
Organism: Saprolegnia diclina VS20
Lineage: Eukaryota; Oomycota; Saprolegniomycetes; Saprolegniales; Saprolegniaceae
Exons: 12
Coding region: 16-2550 (844 amino acids)
Biological process (GO): phosphatidylinositol metabolic process; cell surface receptor signaling pathway; G protein-coupled receptor signaling pathway
Cellular component (GO): membrane
Molecular function (GO): phosphatidylinositol kinase activity; G protein-coupled receptor activity
Source: RefSeq, a predicted model, not a curated record
AUAGGACCGAGGUGCAUGGAGGCAGCGACGCCGACGACCCGCGCGACCAGCGACGCCGACUCGCAGCCGACGACGAUCGGGUCGACCUUGGGGCUCAGCGACGGCCUCGCAUCACCCACCGCGAGCGAUCUGCCCGCGACGCUCGAAGCCCGACAAAGCGGAAGAUGCAUCGGGCCGCUCAAGGAGCUCUACCUCCUCGUCCGGAGCGGGUCGGGCCAGCUGCUGCUGACGACGAUCGUGGCGACGGCAGCCGCGUCCAUCUUCUCCGUCGUGCUCUUCAUUUGCGCCAUCGCGUUCCGGGACAAGACCAACAACGGGCCGCUCCAGCUCCCGUCGGGCGUGCUUCUCGGGUCGAUUGGUACGCUCAUCAUGUCGCUCCUCGUGCUGCUCUCGUACCGGUACCUCCCAGCCUGCCGCAACCACUCCAACAUCCUCCUCCUCAACCGAAGCAUCUGCGACCUCCUUCUCGCCGUCUCAUUCUUGCUCGAACCGCUCUGGAACAUGGCGGGCGGCGGUAUCCAGCCCCACCUGUCGUGCCGAUGGCUCUCGGCGACGCGCGAGUACUUGAUCAUGGCGUCCAUGUGCUGGGAACUUUGCAUGGCGCUUGACCUCUUUGCUCUCCUCAACGACCCGUUCACGUCGCCGCGCAAGAACCGGCGCAAGUACCAGCUGAUCGUCCAUGCGUCGGGGCUCGUGGCGGCGAUCGUCAUGCUCUCGGACGACCGCUUCUACGGUGUCUCGGUCGGUGACUUUUGCUGGGUCAAGUGCAGCCGCCUCGCCAGCAGCAGCUUUGUGGCGGUCGAUGCUGGCAUCUGGGUCUUUAUCGCGCUGCCCGUGACCAUCUUUAUUGGCACCAACGUCUACGUCUGCACCAUCUCGAUGAAGCGGUUUCGGGGUGGCAUUGAAGCCACUCUGGACCACCGCCGGACGCUUCUCCGCGAAGGCUUCUUGACUACCGUCGCGUUCAUCUUGUACUGGAUGGUGCUCUGGGGUCUCUACGUGGCCUUUUGGCUCGCAACGAACAACGACGUGCUCAAGGAGCUCUUUGGCUUUCUCCUCUCGUUCCGGGGCAGCGUCGUCUUCUUCCUCUGGAUCCUCUACAGCACGAGCGACAAAAACAUCAAGCAGUCGGUGGCCGAGAGAGAAGACGCAACUCGAGCGCAAACCAACUAUGCACUUUUGAAAGAGCUGGUGUUUUACACCACGUGCGGCAUCACAAAAGCCGUCCAAGUCGCCAACAAGCGCCAGUCGCUCGAGCUCGGUGAAGCGUCCAUCUUCACCGUGCACCCGCCGCAGCACGAGCACGCGCUCUUCUCGUGCCAAGAAUGCAAGUUUACCGACUUCAAACCCGAAGUGUUUGGCAAGCUCCGCGAGUGCUUUAGCAUCGACGAACGCCAAUUUAUUUCGUCCUUUGCCGACUGCAGCAUCCCCAAAGUCUCGGAAGGCUCGAGCGGCGCCUUCAUGUUCUUCACAACCAACGGCGCGUACAUCGUCAAGAGCCUCACGAAGCGCGAGAGCACCUUCUUGGACAGCAUUACCGAUGCGUACGCGGCCUACGUCAGCAAACACCCCAUGACGUUCUUGACGCGGAUCCUCGGAAGCUACUCGAUGGAGCUCUACGGCCGGACGUCCUAUUUCGUCGUCAUGGAGAACCUCUUCGACAAGCAGCACGCGGUGCACCACCGGUACGACAUCAAAGGCUCGUGGGUCGACCGGAACGCCGAGAAGGCGCGGUAUGGCGCCGAAGCCACGUGUCGGUACUGCAACAUGGCGUUUCGAAGCGGUGCGCGCGAUACGUGCCCCAACCGCGCGGGCUUUCACUCGCCCAACGUCGUGCUCAAGGACAUGGACUUGACAACCAAGGUCCGCCUCGGGCACGGACACGGCGCCGCUGUGCUCACGCAGCUCAAGAAAGACAGCGAUUUCCUCUGCGAGAAAGGCAUCAUGGACUACAGUCUCCUCCUCGGUGUCAUUGAAGUGCGCUUCCAAGUCAACGUCCAGAGCAUCUUGCGCGAUGAGAUCGACACGCUGCCAUUGCCGUCCCUCGACGUCCUCAGCGCCGUCUCGACGAUGCGCACGUCGCAGCGCGCGGUCGCCAAGCAGUCGAUCGCGUGCCUUCGGUCCGCCGAUGUCGUUGUCGGCCCGGGCUUUUACUACAUUGGCUUGAUCGACAUUCUGCAAACGUGGACGCUCGAGAAGCGGUUCGAGCGGUGGGUCAAGACGCUGCUACUGCGCAAGGACCCAGACGGCAUCUCGGCGCUGCCGCCCAAGGCCUACCGCGACCGGUUCCAUAAGCGUCUCGACGAGAUCUUCCAUGUCAGCGGCGCUGAUGGCCCGUCGCCGCUCGACGUGACGACCAACGCGGACGCUUCGCUGCCGACUAAUGCCAAGAUCUUUCCGGUCGAGUCGGUCGUCAACGAGCUCAAGCCGUCGUUUAGCUUCCGGAACAACGUGUGGCAAACCGACGAAGCGCUUGACGAUGCGAUCGGGCGCUCGGUCGUCAAAACCGACGUCGAUGGCACCGAAGCGUCGGGUCGCGUCGACGUAUAACGUCACAUUCUUCUUACUCGAUACUCCCAAUUCAGUAUAUGAACGUACUCCCAACCUGCAA